This is a messenger RNA of Fonsecaea multimorphosa CBS 102226, 1536 nucleotides long. RefSeq lists its product as uncharacterized. Lineage: Eukaryota; Fungi; Ascomycota; Eurotiomycetes; Chaetothyriales; Herpotrichiellaceae. Bases 1 to 1536 code for a protein of 511 amino acids. Gene Ontology annotation, molecular function: monooxygenase activity; heme binding; iron ion binding. The record is from RefSeq and is a predicted model, not a curated record. The transcript is spliced from 3 exons.
AUGUCGCACCACUGGAUUAACUCCGUCAAGGCCAACAUUGAAAGUUCUUCUCCUUACAGAUACGGGCGCGAAAAUUUCGGAGCAAUCAUCUUCCUGGCCAUCUUCGUAUGGCUCUCGGCAAAGGCUGUCUACAAUAUUUACAUACAUCCCCUUUCUGGCGUUCCUGGACCAUGGGUAGCAAAAGUCCUAGAGUCCUACCUUGUUCCUGCCAUCGCAACCUUUAAAAGGAGUCAUAAAUUGCUCGAUCUCCAUCGGCAGUACGGGGGAGUGGUACGAGUAGGCGUGAAUCAAGUGUCGAUCUCCGACUGGACGGCCUUGAAAACCAUCUACACGAAUAAGACAUCGACCAAAUCAGAGCUGCUAUACAGCACAGCCACGUUCACAGGUUUCCAUGAGAAUAUUUUCUCCAUGCGAAAUAAAGAAGCUCAUCAUGCCCGACGAAAAUUGCAAAACCAAUCCUAUUCUCAGCAAGUCGUGCUACGAAAUGAAGAACUGCUCAGCGAAAAGGCAAAUAUCCUCGUACAACGAAUGAUCCAAGGUUCCAGAGACUCGGGAUCUGGCUAUACUGUGGAGGUGUUUAGACUCAAUGCCUUGUUUAGCUUGGAAGUCUUGAUGAAAUGUGCCUUCAACCGCGACUAUAGUGAGGCACCUGACAAAGAGUCCCUGGAGUUGUUGACCUCGUUGGAGGAAAGCGGCAUUGCGUUGGCGACGAGAAGCGCCCUUCCGUUCCUUGAUCGCCACUACGCCCACCUCAUUCCAGGACCGGUGGGCCAGUCUUUCAAACAGCUUAACCGAUUCAUAACGAGGGUACUGGAGCUGCAGGACAAAUUCAUCCGACAUGAGUUGGAAAGCGAUGCCGCCUCGGCGAGAUUCCUUUUGACUCCGCUACUCAGUCAUUCCGACUUUCAUCUAGGGCGCAAGCUCAACCACGAUGAGGUCCUUGAAGAAGCUGUUGCUCUAGUGUUCGCGGGAUCUGGAACAACCUCGACUCUUCUGAGCUACCUGCUUUGGUGCCUGGCAAAGCACGAGGACGUUCAGGAUCGCCUUCGCGCAGAGCUCCAGGGUGCCGGCUCCUCGCUCAGUGAAAUUCAGCAACUUCCCGUGUUGAACGCCGCCAUCAAAGAAACACAUCGGCUUUACCCCAGCUUCAUGGGGAUGGUCCCACGUACACUGGAUUGCCCGAUCGUUGUGGGGAAGCACGUUCUUCCCAAAGGGACUCUUGUGGUAAUGCAGAACUUUGUGCAUCAGAGAGAUCCUUUCCUAUUCCCUGAUCCAGAUUCCUGGUUGCCCGACCGCUGGCUCCACGAAACCAAGGACAUGUCCUCGGCUCUGACCCCCUUCUCGCUAGGACCCGGAAACUGCAUUGGGCAGAACUUGGCCAAGGCAGAACUCUACCUGGCGACAAGCAAGAUCAUUCGAACAGUAAAGAUACGACUUAGUUCGGAAAUGGUUGAGUCGGACAUGCACAUGGAGGAUCGUGGGUUCACUCAACCAAGGAAGAAGAGAUUGUUAUUGGAUUUGGACGUGUUGAACUGA